Molecule: messenger RNA, 4222 nt
Organism: Caenorhabditis angaria
Lineage: Eukaryota; Metazoa; Nematoda; Chromadorea; Rhabditida; Rhabditidae
Source: the annotation of a GenBank genome assembly
AUGGCUCUUCACGGACAUGAUCCGAAGAUUUAUGGCGUCGAAGAUUUGGUUUUAUUAUCCACAAUUGAUUUGAACAAUGUUGUUGAUAAUUUACGAAUUCGGUGAGUUUUUGUUUUCGAAAAAUAAAAGGGGGAAAAUUAUUUAAAUAGGAUUUUUGAAUAAAUUUAAUUUCGCGUGAAAAAUUGUCAUUUCCAGAGAAAAAUAAUUUUUGAAUCGGACCACUUAUUUUUGAUUUUUCAGUAAGUUUUGAAUUUCAAGAAAUUUGAACAAAUUAAAUAUUUAAUUGUAAUUUCUGCAAGGUUCAAAAAGUCAAAAAAAUUCAGAUUAUAUUUUUAAGUUUUGCAAAGGCAACUUAACUUUUGAAAAUUUGAAAAUCCCAAUUUCCCUCACCUUUUUCUCCCCUCCCCCAGAUUUCCAAACUGAUCCUUGAUCUCUUAUUUUUUGUCCAUAUCAUUUUCAUUUGAUAUAUUCCACCCUCAUCGAAUGGCGUUUACAUAAAAACCAAAAUAAAUAAAUAAAUAAAACCGGGCGGCAAUUAAAUUGUCGUAUAAAUCGAAUUUAAAGAGAGGGAUGGACAUUAGAAGAAAACGAGGAAUGAAAUAAAAAUAUAUAACUAACGAGCGGACGAUUUAUCGAAAAAUGACACCAAAAACGUUGUUUUUGAAAAGAUGCAACAACUUAAGGGUUCAAAAGAUCAAAUAAAUUUUGCAGAUUUCAAAAAGGUCGAAUCUACACAUAUAUUGGAGAAGUAUUGAUUGCUGUAAAUCCAUACCGUAAUCUAAACAUCUAUGAAAAAGACACUGUUGACAAAUACAAAGGUCGAGAAAUAUAUGAGAGAAGUCCACAUGUUUUUGCGAUUGCUGAUUCGGCUUAUCGAUCAAUGAAAAGAUUCGGAAGAGAUUCAUGCAUUGUUAUUUCUGGAGAAUCUGGAGCGGGGAAAACUGAGACAAGCAAAAUUAUUAUGAGAUAUUUGGCAGCUAUUACAAAUGUUCAACAACAGGGAGAGAUUGAGAGGUUGGAGAAAAAUGAGCAAAAAUACUGUAGAUCAAUAAUUAAAUUUUUCCAGAGUCAAGAAUGUGCUCCUGAGAUCAAACUGUAUUCUGGAAGCUUUCGGAUGUGCGAAAACAAAUCGAAAUGACAAUUCAUCUCGUUUCGGGAAAUAUAUGCAUAUAAACUUUGAUUAUGAAGGAGAUCCAAUUGGUGGAAAUAUUUCGAAUUAUCUUUUGGAGAAAUCUCGUGUUGUCAGACAACAAACUGGCGAGAGAAAUUUCCAUGUUUUCUAUCAAUUAAUCAAUGGAGCAGAUGAUAAUCUUUUGAGAGGAUUUGGAUUGGAAAAAUCGGCCAAAAAGUUUUAUUUUUUGAAUCAAGGAAAUUCGGAAAAAGUUGCAUCGAUAAAUGAUUCGAGAGAUUUUGCGGAAGUUCAAUCUGCACUUCGAUCAAUCUCAAAGUUUGAUAGAAAUGAUGUUGAAAGUGUGAGUUCAGAUAUUUUUGAUACAAAUACCGAAAAAUAUUUUGAUUUCAGAUGUGGUCUGUAAUUGCUGGUUUGAUUCACUUGGGAAAUAUCAAAUUUCGAGAUUCGGAUAAUUCUUCUGGUGCUGUUUCAGUUUCAGACAAAGUUGCGAUUCAGAACGCUGCAAAAUGUCUUUCUGUAACACCAGAUGAACUUGUCAAAUCUUUAACAUCUCAAGUUGUCGCAGCUCAUGGUGAUAUUGUCAAAAAGCAACAUGAUGUAAAUGCAGCUUAUUAUACAAGAGAUGCAUUGGCAAAAGCACUUUAUGAGAGACUUUUCUCGUGGGUUGUUUCACAAAUUAAUGAAUCAAUUAAUGUGCAAACAUCAUCGAAAUAUUCGAAAUCACAUGUGAUUGGAGUUUUGGAUAUUUAUGGUUUUGAAAUUUUCGGAUCAAAUAGUUUCGAACAACUUUGCAUCAAUUAUUGCAAUGAAAAACUUCAACAACUUUUUAUUGAAUUAGUUUUGAAACAAGAACAAGAAGAAUACGAAAGAGAAGGUAUCAAAUGGCAAAAAAUCGAGUAUUUCAACAAUAAAGUCAUUUGUGAUCUUGUUGAAGUUCCAAGAACUGGAAUUCUUUCGAUUUUGGAUGAAGCUUGUGCUUCAAUCGGAAAUGUAACUGAUAAAGUAUUUUUGGGAGAAAUGGACAAGAAACUCAAAAAUCAUCGACAUUAUACAAGUCGAACAUUGAAACAAAGUGAUAAAUCAAUGGGUUUUGAAGAAUUUAGAAUAACUCAUUAUGCUGGAGAUGUGACGUAUUCUGUUCUUGGUUUUAUGGAUAAAAAUAAGGAUACAUUAUUCCAAGAUUUGAAACGAUUGUUAUACAAUAGGUAAUUAAUUAUUUGGAACCCGACUUUGAAAAAAACCUAUUUUUCAGCAAAAAUCGUUUGAUAAAAUCAUUGUUCCCAGAUGGUUCAAAAUCAAUGUCUGAAGUAAAUCGUCGUCCUCCAACAGCUGGAUAUCUUUUCAAGAAUUCAAUGAGUGAACUUGUCAAACAAUUGGCACAAAAAGAGCCACAUUAUAUUCGUUGUAUCAAACCGAACGAUGAAAAAAACUCAUCGGUUUUCGAUAAAGAACGAGUUGAACAUCAAGUUUUAUAUUUGGGACUUCUUGAAAAUGUUCGAGUUCGACGAGCUGGUUUUGCACAUCGCAUGCCAUAUGAUCGAUUUAUUAACAGGUACAGUUGACAAACCUUGAUUCAAAAUAAAUAUUUACUCUAUUUCAGAUACAAGUUAAUUUGCCCAACAACUUGGCCAAAUGCCAGAUAUCGUCAAGCUCCAAAUGCAACUUGUACUGAAAUUCUUCGACAUGUGAAUCUUGCAAAUGAUUGCGUAGAAGGAAAAACAAAAAUAUUCAUCCGAAGUCCACAAACAGUUUUCAAUUUGGAGGAAUUACGAGAGCAAAAGCUACCAGAAAUUGUGACAUUUUUGCAAAAAAUGGUUCGAGGAGUGCAAGCUCGUGAAAGAUAUCGACGAAUUCUAGCUGUCCGAACAAUUAUCGGAGCAUAUCGAAGAUACAAAUUGAAAACUUAUAUCAAACAUUUGAUAAGAACUUUCAGGUAACAAAAUAUUUGUUGUGUUUUAGUUGAAGAGUUAUUUAGUUGUCGGAAAUCGACAUAACCUUUAUUCUCAGAAACAAACAAUUAUUGUUAUUUUAUUCGUCAAUCAUUCAUUCCACCCCCAUUCCAAAUUAUAUUCAAUCUGAAAAACAUUGUUGUUUCAGAGACGUUAAAAGAAUGCCCGAUCUUGGAAAAUCAUUACGUUGGCCAGCUCCGCCAUUGGUUUUGGCUCAAUUUGUGACUCGUCUUCGAUAUAUGCAUCAAAGAUGGAGAGCAUCUGUUAUUCUUUCAAGAAUUCCAGCGCAUUUGCGAGCAAGUUUGUAUCAAAAAAUUGCCGCGUUCGAGGUAUUCAACGGAAAGAAGGAAAAUUGGGGUUUCAGCCGAUUUUGGAAAGGCGAUUAUUUGUCUAUGGUUAGUUCAAAGGGGAAAUAUUUUGAUUAUUUUAAGUUCAUCAAUUUUCAGCAAGACGAACUGGAUCCUCCAGCUACAGUAUCUGUUUAUCAUGAUGGACUUCAAACUCUCCGACAAUCUCAUAGUUUCGGAAAAGUUCUAUUCAGCACAUAUAUUCAAGUAAGAUUUUUUUUAAAGCUUUGAUCUUCUCACAUAAGUUUUUUUUCAGAAAUUCAAUAAAUUUAACAAAAGUUCCCUUCGAGUUUUGUUAAUUACUGAUCGAUUUGUGGCCAAAUUAGAAACAAAGAAGUUCAAAUUAUUGAAAGAGCCUAUUUCUCUCAACUCGGUGAGCCUAACGAAUUUUGGAAAAAUAUUUUAUAAGGGGGUUUUCAGAUCUUACGAAUUUCUGUUUCUGCUGAUGCAAAUGGUCUUUUCGUGAUUCAUGUUGGAGAUAAUGAUAUUGUUGGAUGUGCAAAAAAUGUGAAAGGAGAAGAACGAAUCGGUGAAAUGAUUGGAACAUUAUUGGCGCAUUUUGACAAGUAAGCAAUUUCUAUUGAAAACCAAAACAAAAUCUAAUCUCAAAAUUUUACAGACAAAACAUGCGUCGUCCAUCAAUUUCAAUUCAAUCAAAUCUUGUGUGCACUUUGGGUGGAAAGACUCGAACAAUCCGAGUGUUCGAUUCAGAAACUGCCGAAAUUUCAGCUCCAGUUUUCAAGAAAAAUGGAAACGAUGUUGAUCUUAUUUGUCAACAAUUACAAGUCGCCUAA